AGAAAAAAUCAUCGCUUCUUUUUUUCCUUUUUUUUCUUUCAGUUUCGAAACGAUCGAUAUUGAUGUUACGAUUUCAAAACAGUCGGCGUGUACGUCUCUAAUGGUGUAGUACUAUAGUAUGUACUAAGUACACCUCGACACAAUAUGAGCCGCGUCGCGGUAUGAGGCUUGAAAACAAUUGAACUUUGUGCAGUAAUUCGACAUUCUUAUCAAAUUAUUCGAAAUAAUUAGAGUCGAAUCGUCAUUGAUUUAAAUAAAUUUAAAUCAAUUGAAAAUCGUCUUAUUGUUUACCGGGGAUAUACAGAGGUGAAACUCUGUACUGUACGUCUUUGUUAUUGAACGAGGUUAGGUAAAAUUUCAUCAAAAAUGUAUCGAACAUUUUUCUUGUUAAUCGGUCUACUCGCCGUGGCGCGAUGUGAAAGGCUCGCCGAGUCGGACUGCACUUACGAUGCCGCCCUAGUGUCCUAUCAUCCGGUUACCGAUGGCGACGGCCCUACAAUGGCCGAGGCCAACGCUCGCAAUUAUCAGAAAAUCAUCGCAGACGCCGCCAAUUACGGAGCGGACAUAGUAGUGUUUCCGGAAUACUCGUUGACCAGCAUCCCCAAGGACAAGGGCCAGGUGAAGGAGCGGCCCAUGGACGACGCGGCCUUCCGCGCCUUCUUCCGCGACACGGCCUCGCGAGUGACCCCCUUCGAGGUAGACGCGAUCAUCUGCGCGAAUGAGACCGACUACUACGCGAAAUCCCUGAGAAUGAUAUCGUGCUCCGCCCAGGCCAACCGCGUCUACGUCGUGGUCAAUCACCUCGAGCGCGUCGACUGCGCCUCGAGCGACGAGGACUGUCCCAGCGACGGCUUCCUGCUCUACAACAGUCAGGUGGUGUUCGAUCGGAGCGGUCGCGUCGUCGGCCACUACCGCAAGUACAAUCUGUUCAACGAGCCCGGGGUCAACGUCACCGCCGAGCCCAUGAUCUGGGUCUUCGGCACGGACUUCGGCGUCACGUUCGGCACGUUCAUCUGCUUCGACGUGCUGAACGAGCGGCCGGCCACGUGGUUCAAGCAUCAGCCCCAGGUGGAGAACGUCGUCUACUCGACGCACUGGUUCAACGAGCACCCGUUCCAUCACGCCAUGCAGGCGUUCGGCUCCUACGCGUACGCGGCCGACGUUAACUUCCUCGUCUCGGGAUACAGCGACGGCCCGACACAGAGCGGCGGUUUCGGGGUAUUCUACGGAACUCAAGACGUCCACCCAACCAUAAAUGUUCCCGUGACGAAAAACUCCCUGCUGGUCGCGAGAGUGCCCAAGACCAGGCGCGCCUCCCAGGCCUGCGGUCGAGUUCACGCAGCGACCGGUUUGUUGGCCCUCAAGGACUACAUGCCUGGCGAGCUGCCGGUCGACACCGUAUACAAGCUCGACUCCGAGGGCAAGCAGAUCGAGAAGUUGCCGCUGCUCCACUUCCGCGAGGACAUGAGCAAGUACAAGUCCCUGGUCGUGAAGCCCGACGAGGAGAAUCGGGCGACGAUCUGCCACAACGAGACCUGCUGCGAUUUCCACGUGCACUGGCAGGUCUGGGACAAGCGGGCCGAGGCCAUGGCUCGGGAUCGGGAUUACAAGACCUACACAUAUCGCAUGGUGGCGUUCGACGGCGUACGCCCGUUCCACGACUUCAUGGUGGCCGGCGUGCAGAUCUGCGCCGUGGUGGCCUGCGCGGGCCCCGAGCUCGAGGACUGCAGCACCAGGUGGAACAGCUUCGACAACACCGUGCUCUAUCCGUCGUCCUUCCGCGAGCUGAAGAUCGACCUCAAGUUCCCGGCGGCGGACGAGCAGGGCGGCGCACCCGAGCGCAGCUCUUACGCGCCCACGACCUUCCGGGGCGUCACGGAGCGUUCCCUGGAGCCGUACGAGUACGAGUUCAAGCAGACGGAGGCGGGCGUCGGCAUGGAGCUCGUCAAUCGGCGCAACAGGGUCAGCAUGGAUCUGCUGACUUUCGGCAUCUACGGACGGAGAUUCGACAGGGACGUCGUUUACACGGAGAAUCUCAAACACAUGAUCGAACCCGAGCAGCAGCAGCAACAGCAGCAGCACGACGAUGGCAGCGGCGAGAAGGUGGAGUCACAUUAUUGCCAUCAAGACGGUGUCGAUGGUUGCAUCGAUGGUCGCUGAUUUUUUGUUAUCGGAAUGUAUCAUAAAGAUGAUACUCUGAAACGAACGUAAAAUGUUGUUAUGUAAAAUAUAAUAAUGAAAAAAAAAAAAAAUGAAAAAAUAGAUUAGCCGAAAUAAACGUUU
Molecule: messenger RNA, 2283 nt
Organism: Trichogramma pretiosum
Lineage: Eukaryota; Metazoa; Arthropoda; Insecta; Hymenoptera; Trichogrammatidae
Product: vanin-like protein 3
Exons: 6
Coding region: 367-2160 (597 amino acids)
Source: RefSeq, a predicted model, not a curated record